UAUCCGCUUGAGCCACUGUGAUCACUCUUUCAGUUUAUCUUGCCUCUUUAUCUCUCUUACGUAUUCGAGUGACAGGGACCCAGAUAGAAAAUCUUAGCGGUAGGCUUAUUCGAACAUGAUAUUUUAAAAUGAGGGUAAUCAAAAAGAACGUAGCUACGGUGUGAACAAAAUAACGGCUAAGUCCUCCCUUUCCAUCGAGAGCCACCGCGGAACGACCACCUCGAAAAAUGACGAUGGUGGAAUAGGCGACGGGCUUCGAGGCGGAAAAGGGCCACAUUUUGCACACACAAGGUUACAUUUUUAGUAUGAGACGUAGAGACUCAUGCGCAAGUUUAGUUGGGGCAGGGAGUACGUUGCGUUCGCACUACGAUACCAGAUAGUUACAACAUUACAAUAAUUACAUUAUCUUAAUAUCCAAUGACGGGCGUAAUAGGCGAGGGGCUUUGAAGUGUUAGCGACGUCAGCGACGAUAUCUGUUUAUAGAUACUGUGGUGAUUUCAUACGCAACGUAACAUUUUAUGCGCAACUGCGACAGGGCACGUUUCUAUGUGGCUAGGAGCGUGCCGCAUUCGAAUGAAAACGAACAAAGUUUGAAUCUGACGACGGUCGGGAUAGGCAACUGGCUUUGAGGUGGCCGCGGCGGUUACUAUCUACUUUUAAACUACUAGACCAGACCAAUAAUUCGUCUCCUUGGCAAUUUUGUUCUGGGACCAGCGACAAUCGUACAACCACAAGUAGAAUUCAGACUACUCUUGGAAGAAACGGGAGGCAGGCAUGGUGCGAGUCGCCGCUAAGGCUGUACGAGCCCGUCGGACGGCCCCUGCGACGCCUGCGACGAAGCCUGGUGACGCUGGACCGUCACAAAUCAAAAGUGCACCCUCAACUAGUGGCACUAGUUCCCGUAGCCGCAAAGCCGUCACUGAUCCUGACAAUUGUCGGAGACUCGGAGUUGAUGAACAGUUCAUCAAAUUUCGGCCUUCGCCCAAUUUCAAAAAUAUGAAGAAGUUUUUGAAAUAUAAAAUUGAUUAUUCAGAAUCAUCAAGUCAGUCUCCGCCAAAUGGCAAUUGUGAGCAGACUACGCCAAAUACGUCAGAGAGCCCGCCCAGAAAUAACCAGCCGAUGGAAAAGGAGGAACAGCCUUCCCCUGUGAAACCAGUUGUCCAUCCCCCUUUACCUUUAGAACCGCCACCCCCGGACAAACUACCUGUUAUGCCUGUGCCUAUUAAGAAUGAAAUUAUUGAUAAUGAUUACCCAGACCAAGAAAGUGGGCAAGAAUCUCCAAAUCUGUCAACAGCUGAACUGUCAACAGCAGAAACAGAAGAACCUUCACUAAGAUUAAAUGAGGAGCAAGACAGCCAGGUCACAGAAAGACCAAAAGUGACUGUUUGUCGGGAUUUUAUUAGAGGCACAUGUGUUAGAGUGGGGUGCAAAUAUGCGCACCAAAGGGACCUGUCACAAUUAACUGGGGUGUAUACAUUCUGCCGCAAUUAUCAAAACACAGUCUGCACAUUACCUCAGUGCAAAUAUGUCCAUGCUACAGUGUUCGAAGAGCAAGAGUUCUAUAGAACUGGAGUCCUACCAGCACACGCCCAAUAUCACUUAAAAAAGGCUUUCUAUAUGCUGCCGCCUCCACCACCCCCACCUCCACCACCUGAAGUAAACUCAAGCCCUCCAUGCACUCCAGAGGUGCUUAACGCGGUUGCCCUUCGUCGAAAUCCUUCAGAAAAGCCUUUAAUAAGCUGUGUGCCUGUGUCUAAAUUGGAGUCUAAACCAGCCGAGAAUGAUUUCAGGCACAUGAUACAAGCCAUUACUUCGCCACUGAAAAGAGACUGGAACUCAAUAGACCCAUUCAGCUCCCCGCCGCGCGACAUCGACCACAAACAACUCUUCACAAAAAAAUGUAAACAUUGCGACAGUACGGACAUCAGACUUCAAUAUAAUAAAGAAAAACUCGAGGCAAUAGAGAAGACCAGUAAAGAACUUAAAAUGAAGUCUAAGCUCCUCACGCAUAAGAGCCAAAACCUUUUCACCAUCCUCCUUACAGUAAUAAAAGAGCAGGCGGAGUCAGUUAACGGGUACAACAAAUUAAAAGCAAGGCUGAAUAUGUGCGGAGAAAAAGAAAGGGAAGUACUUCAGAAAAUCAUUGAGAACCACAGCUCACAAGUCAGUAGCAAUAUUAUGUAAGCUAAAGCCAUAUUUAGUAUUAAUAUGUAAUUAUUAGGAUGACCACCAAUGUGUCUUCCAACAUCACAAUACAAAACGCAGACGGUGCACAGUAUUUUAACAUAACCAGAUUUUACCUACUGACACCAUGAUUACGUUAAGUUUGUGAUUGACAGAUAGUUUCAUUAUUAGACACGCGUGUAUUUAGAAUUACGCGCGACAUGUAUCGGAGAACCUAGGUCUCCAAACUCAUGCACUGAGACUGGAGAACCCAGGACCCGAAUUCCGGGAAACACCGGCGCAAGUACCAUCAACGAGUGUUAUCAUAUGUUAUCAUAGCGAGCCCAGCGGCCUGCGCGCCGAACGACUGCAGUACGUACUGAAGUCUCGGUGAUUGAGAAUGGGGGCCUAGACUCUCCGAAACUUGGAUGAUCUAGCAGUACAGUAAAUUACAGACGAGGCGUCUCCAGUUAAAUCCGCCAAGCUCGAAACAUGUCUCUCGGAACGACAAAAUGCACGUCAGUAAAGUCGUAAAAUUAUAUAAUGUUAGUACGAUUAUGUCUAACGAUAUAUCAUUUCUUUUGUGUUACCUAAAUGUAGCAAAUAGAAUAAAAGCCAUCCGUUAAUCACUAACUGAAACCAAUAGUGGUGUAGUCUGCACUACAGUACAGAUCUGUAAUUCUAGUUAGGUUAGAAAGUUGCUUUCUAGAUUGUUUGUAACCGUUGACGAAUAUUUUUCUCACUUUAUCACACAAAAUUUGUCCCCAUACGUCUCAUACCCGUUAUUAUGUAUACCCCUCAUACGCCUCGCCCUUGCCGCCCCAAAUGAAAAUUUCAUGUUGCUUUUCAGUGAUUAUACUUUUUAAAGUAACUAAUAGAAUAAUUUUAUAAUCACUAAAUAUUUUACACAAAAACCAUCUGAUUCGCAUGCCUUAAUAAAGCAACAAAUUGAAUACUUUUACUAUUAGGUUCAAAAUAUUUUACACGAAAACCAUCUGAUUUGCAUGCCUUAAUGAAACAACUAAUUGGAUAAUUUUAUAAUUACAAAAUAUUUUACACGAAAACCAUCUGAUUUUGCAUGCCUUAAUGAAACAACUAAUUGAAUAAUUUUAUAAUUACAAAAUAUUUUACACGAAAACCAUCUGAUUUUGCAUGCCUUAAUGAAACAAUUAAUUGAAUAAUUUUAUAAUUACAAAAUAUUUUACACGGACACCAUCUGAUUUUGCAUGCCUUAAUGAAAAAACUAAUUGAAUAAUUUUAUAAUUACAAAAUAUUUUACACGAAAUCCAUCUGAUUUUGCAUGCCUUAAUGAAACAAUUAAUUGAGUAAUUUUAUAUUUACAAAAUAUUUUACACGAAAACCAUCUGAUUUUGCAUGCCCUAAUGAAACAAUUAAUUGAAUAAUUUUAUAAUUACAAAAUAUUUUACACGAAAACCAUCUGAUUUUGCAUGCCUUAAUGAAACAACUAAUUGAAUAAUUUUAUAAUUACAAAAUAUUUUACACGAAAACCAUCUGAUUUUGCAUGCCUUAAUGAAACAACUAAUUGAAUAAUUUUAUAAUUACAAAAUAUUUUACACGAAAACCAUCUGAUUUUGCAUGCCUUAAUGAAACAAUUAAUUGAAUAAUUUUAUAAUUACAAAAUAUUUUACACGAAAACCAUCUGAUUUUGCAUGCGUUAAUGAAACAACUAAUUGAAUUAUUUUAUAAUUACAAAAUAUUUUACACGAAAACCAUCUGAUUUUGCAUGCCUUAAUGAAACAAUUAAUUGAAUAAUUUUAUAAUUACAAAAUAUUUUACACGAAAACCAUCUGAUUUUGCAUGCCUUAAAGAAACAACUAAUUGAAUAAUUUUAUAAUUACAAAAUAUUUUACACGAAAACCAUCUGAUUUUGCAUGCCUUAAUGAAAAAACUAAUUGAAUAAUUUUAUAAUUACAAAAUAUUUUACACGAAAACUAUCUGACUUUGCAUGCCUUAAUGAAACAAUUAAUUGAAUAAUUUUAUAAUUACAAAAUAUUUUACACGGACACCAUCUGAUUUUGCAUGCCUUAAUGAAAAAACUAAUUGAAUAAUUUUAUAAUUACAAAAUAUUUUACACGAAAACCAUCUGAUUUUGCAUGCCUUAAUGAAACAACUAAUUGAAUAAUUUUAUAAUUACAAAAUAUUUUACACGAAAACCAUCUGAUUUUGCAUGCCUUAAUGAAACAAUUAAUUGAAUAAUUUUAUAAUUACAAAAUAUUUUACACGAAAACCAUCUGAUUUUGCAUGCCUUAAUGAAAAAACUAAUUGAAUAAUUUUAUAAUUACAAAAUAUUUUACACGAAAACUAUCUGAUUUUGCAUGCCUUAAUGAAACAACUAAUUGAAUAAUUUCAUAAUUACAAAAUAUUUUACACGAAAACCAUCUAUCUGAUUUUGCAUUUCUUAAUGAAACAACUAAUUGAAUAAUUUUAUAAUUACAAAAUAUUUUACACGAAAACCAUCUGAUUUUGCAUGCCUUAAAGAAACAACUAAUUGAAUAAUUUUAUAAUUACAAAAUAUUUUACAUAAAAACCAUCUGAUUCGCAUGCUUUAAUGAUUUUAAUGAAGUAAUAAAUAUUUAUACUUGGAUUUACAAAGUAAAAUCACGCCUUUUUAUAUAUUUUUUACCUGCAACAAUUUUAGCACAGUCACGAAAAGCUAAGGCCUGUCGCUUUUGAACCUUCACGGCAUUGAGAUAGAGUCCAAAAUUCAAAAUAUUUGCUUUCCUCGAUUGUGCAAAAGUUCUCGUUGCAUUUGACUAUUGAUUUCUGUUACCAAUUCAAAAUGUAUUAAAUUUAUUGACAUACGACCUGUUUGUGCACUUAGAAAAAAUAUUCGUCAUUUUUGUUACCUAUAUAUUGUAUUCACCUUGAAAUAAUGUGAUGCACGACGAAACGCGCAUAAAUAUUAUAACACCACACAACGAGCAUGAGCGAGUUAGUGCGCGAGGUCCUUAGUAGUCUAAUACGAGGAACCAUCCUCGAAUCGCGGCGAUACCUCGCGCUACUUUAGGCCUUAAUCACUGAGUCGUUAUAACCAUAAAAAUAUGUCGGUGGUUUAGGGCUAGUGUAGUGGACGCCCAUCCUUAUGGCUCUGCAGAUCAGAUCGUGUCAGAUAUUGUUGCUUCGUUGGGCAACACAUUAUUGCGGGUGACCGUGUGUAUACUGUACAGAAUACUGCCGUAAACAGUUCUCACUGGUUACAACGGGACAUUACAAUUGUCGAUUAAAUGAUUUCGCUACGCGUAUAGUUUUAAGAAACCCGUCAAAGUAGACUAAAUCAAAAAGAUCUACGGACACUAUUUUUGUGGACAUAACGAUAAGCUCCAAGCAUUUGGCAUUUAAAAACUUAUGAAUUGGGCAACCUCGCUAUUAUUAAUUUUAUUAUCUAUAUUAAUUUGUUCUUCUUGAUACGUAAUUUUAGCAGCUAACGGAAUAGUACCAAACAAAAUAGUACAUAAUUAGUUAUAGAUAUGUCGUUAAUUACGUCGUAGAUAAUUUAAGAAACUGUCAACUGUCUCGUGAAAUUAAGAAUGUAGACAUGAAGCAGACCGAGGGCUCAGUACCGGCCGUUUUAAUGUAAAUAGGUUUUUAUUGGGGUAUUAUAUUCAAAUAAGGUCCUAACAGACUUAAAUAUGAAUCUUGGCAUACAUAUACUGAAAAAUAGAACUUUCUAACUUCUUACUGAAAUCAAAUAAAACAGUUUUUAUUAGUGGGUUCAUUUUGCUACCUGAAUGCCAUGUUUCAUAUUUUUUCUGGAUGGGAUAAUAUUACCUUUUUAUUUAAACAUAGACACCGUAAACUACUUUAAUCUCAAAAUAUUUUAUACAAUCUUAAACCAAUGAUGUAAAAUUUAGAUAUUACCGUCGUUAAAGUAGAUUGAAUGAAUGUGUUUCUGUGUCGUUUGUUUCAAAACACCGAAUACUAGUAACUAGUAAUCAGUGGAAAUAAUUGUUGAGUUCAACACCAUUGCAAGUUUCACCUAUCAAUUAGUAUUUAACGCUCUAAAGAUAUCUGACAAAAAAACAGUCAUUUAUCUGUGUUAUAUGUCACAGGUCACAGUCACAGGUGUGUUCUGUGAGAUUGCUUUUAUAUUAUUUCAAUACUGUGCUGAUAGAAAGAUUAACAAAUGAGCAAAUUAAAGCGGCGCGACGCGACCUUCACCAUUUUUACCGUAAAUGUAAGGUUAACCAGUAUCAUUUCUAUCAUCUUGAGUUUAGCGAGUUUUUUUUUGACUUUUCAAUCUUAAGAUGGAUCUAUAUCGCCGUUAAAUUUUAUGGAGCAACAUGGUAACAUUAGGUUACUUACCUAGUUACUUACUGCGGUGUGGAUGCAUCUUUACACUCGCCAUUUGUAGCCUUACCAUUACCACGUCUGCCUUAACAGUGUUAAAUUGACAUAUUCGCUAACGUCUGUGUAACUUACAUUCUAUAGAGCAGAUGCCCAAAGUAAUCUGAAUUAUUUAGUACAGAUAUUACGUUGCCGGUUAUAGCGUUGUUAAGGUACUUGAAAUAGUAAACUGAUCAUUCGUAAUACUGGAUAGGAGUUGUUCGAGAUAGUUGUCGGUUGUUUUCAGAAAAAUGGACAUAAAAUUUACAUUGGUAACUUACAUUUACGGCAAAAGUGUUACUAUUAUAAUAUAGAAAAAUAUAGAACAAAUUUGUAUAAUCUUUCAGUAAAACGCUCGUUCAAAUAUUGUUAUCGCCUAUUAUGCUGCGACAUGCGUAGGAAGAGUAACAGCGUGCAGUAUUCCAAGCAAUGAAAAUAUAGUGUACAGAAUUUUUCAAAGUAUGCCCCUGUUUAUUAGCUUUCGAGUGUACAUAAAUCAAUAUCAGUAAUAAACACGUUAGUAAAUGCUAGACAAUCUUAAUGAUAAUGAAACGUUGACAGUAGUUCUAAGAAUUCGUAUAAGAUAUAGUUUUUACGGUGGCGGGAUAACAAAACUUCCUUCUAACUAAAACUAACACUGGGAAUACUCUAAACUGAAGCUUUCACGUUUGUUAUCUAUUGAUUAAACACUAAUAUAUAUCUUGGUCGCCAUUUAGCGUAGUAGAGUACAAAUGCACCGUGCUAAGGUCGCCAGAAGGUGUACCGAUGAAUUGCAGGGAUAUUUCUUAUAACAGUCUUUGAAGUUAAAAUUAUCACUACACUGAAAGACGAAUUAAGAAUGACUCACGCUAGAACGGUUCGGGGCCGGGCCGAGCUGCAUAUUUUUUGGGAAGCUCGUCAUAUUGAAAAUACUUCGCUGCGUUCGCCAUAUCUGUACACAACUUGACGAGUACAAGUCUGUCAUUGGUAUGUACUAUGGAGUAGGAGGAAUUUCGUACAUUGACCUGUCUAUCUGUUUGUAUCGUUUGCGCACGUGCUAUUUACUGUUAUGUACUUUUCGUCAAGUUAAACAGUAAUAUCUCGCAUGAUUCGUCAGUGCAGUGCAUGAUCUUUUUAUUAACUCGAGUUUCAUAGUUACUCGUGGCGUGGCAUUUCUCGAUCCAUUGCUCAUAAAUUUAGUUUGUUCUUUGCUGUUUAAUGAGUGAACCUUUAUGAUAGCUUAUUUCUUGUUAGUAUUAUUUGCCGAAAAUGAUGUCUACUCUUUGUAGGGAAUUCUUCCUGCUAAGAUUUUCGUGUUUCAGCGUAGAAAUUAAGCCAAGCUGUAGAAAUUACUGAAAAUGUGCUUACAUUGUUUUCAACAAAUAACAAAUUCCGGAUGCAUUAGAUGCUAACUAUAUUUUUGCAUGCAUUCGAAAGAGUAGACUAGUAUUCAUAUUCACUUUAAAAAACUCACUUCACGCACUAUAUUUUUCAAAAAAUAUAUAUAGCUUGUACUCUGGUUCGCACAGAACGAGCCUUCAUGCGAUAACAUUGCCGCCCGUGGUAGUUCAAGGCCUAUGCAUAACUAUUGGACCGUCGUAUGCACAACCAUGGGACCGCAGUUUGUCUUCUGAUCCUUGUAGCAGGCUGAAAAGUUGUUCCGUUCCUCCCACCAGCUCCUUCAAUUUCCCCCAUAAAAUUCUCGUACAUUCGCCAUCAAAAAAAAUCACAGCCGGUAUCUUGAAGCCUGGGAGCCUUGUUCUGGAGACCAUCCACUACAUAGCAGCUCGGUUUAUGUAGACGCACACGAGACCACGAUGCCUCGGGCGACGCACUACAUAGACCGAGCACUGCUUUGCGCGGCAAUUUCCUUGCGAAGCGAAUCGUUUGAUUUGUCUUUUGUCAGCUAUUCCAUCAUCCAAUCAUAUUGAGCAGUUCCAGUUACAUUAGCCGGUAUCAAAGUAUUCCCUGGUGUUUUAGUGAGUCUGAAGUGGCUAUAUGCGAUAGUAGCUAUUGCUAGCCGAAAGUAUUUUAGAAUAAAUACAAAAUACUCCAUUAGGUUAGUCAUCAGUACACGUAUUUGUAAUUUUAUGAUCAAUUCGCUGAAAAUUCAGAAAGAAGUCAGUUUAAGGAAGUUACUUUAUAAAAUGUGUUCCAUACACAACAGCGUUAGUAACAAUCCGCAUGUUGCUGUAUAUAAUCCAGAUUCCUCUACUUAUAUGUAUUGAAAAAAAAAAAACAAUAUAAUUUCGUAUCUAUGCGAACAUUUCAGCACGAACCAAAAGAGGUGUAAUUUAACUAGCAUUAUUUUAUAAUAACAUUGGCAUCGGCAUCAUUCAUUUAAGUUGAGAUUCACGCGGCGCCCGUCCAACUGCAGACGGUAUUGAUAAUGAUGGUUGAAAUUUUUUGGAACAGGAUUCACUAAAAUAAGAUUUCCAACCUCUUUCCAAGUUAUUGCAGAUCAUUUUAUUAAAAGGGUAAUCUAAUAUAAUUUCUAAUAUACAAUUUGAGAUACGUGAUUUCUAACUAUAUGGAGUAUUCCGGGUAACUUGGAUGUAAAAUUGGACAGGGUUAUUAAAUAAUUACUAUUACUAACUAGAUUAAAUCCGCAAAGCCUUAAUUAGUACAAAAUCGUUUUACUUGGUGUUUGUUACGACUAUGAGUUCAAAAACAAGAGGCAAUAAAUAAUCCAAAUAUUGUUUAGGGUCGAUUUUAUACUGCUGUAAAAAUAAGUAUGUCGAUGUAACAAAUAUCGGCCUUUUCUAUUUAGUCAAUUUAGUGGCGAGGCGCUACCUUCCAUUAUUAUCUCCACCUUCCAUCUUAUGUUACUAACAAUUUUACUUCUAGUUUAAAUAGUAUUAGCUCAUUUAGACGGUGCGAGAACUCGCAUACGAGUUUUAUUACAUUGCGGUAUUUGAUCGGUCGCCGAAUUGGUUGUAAGCUCAAUAGUCCGCAAUGUAAUUAAAAUCGCCUGCCAGUUCGCGUGCCAUCUAAAUCAGCCCUUAGUUUGAAAACUUUGACCAUCACUACAGUUAAUUUCACAAUUUUGUGUGUGCAAGAUAUAGUAUACCAUGAAGUUUUGUGCUACCGCUUACUUCUAUUUGGUAUGAUUUAUUAUAGCUGCAUGUGCUUCAGAUAUUCAGACAUUUUCCAUCUACUUUGUAAUUCAUAAAUAUGGAGCAACUUUUUAUCAAUAACAUGUUACUUAUAUGAAGACUGAAAAUUGCUGGCAUUGUGAGAUUUCAAUCUUAAUACAAGCAACACAUAAUAAUUAGUAUUUAAAAGCUUACUGACUUAAUUUGACAAACAUGCCAUUUUUGGAAUUCAACAUUAGGAACCCAAUAGUUUGCGCUAUUUUGUUUGCAGCUGUGAAUGAUCUUUUGCUAUAUUGAAACUGAAAUGCAUUAGUGGUUAGAAUGGUAGUAUCAGUAGUUGCGCUGUAACAUAUGAAAAACACACCAGAUACAGUGACGAAAAGGCCUUAGAGAUUUAAGUGUGGUUUAAGACGGCAGUUUCAUCAUACAUAUUUAUAUUGUAUUGCGUGUGUACGACUUUAACAAAACGACGAAACUAAUUUGUGUAACUCUUAAAAAACCUAUUCGCACCUACUUACUAUAAUUAAACCGCAAGUGGCAUUCUUUAAAUUUUGACGAACCUACAAAUAACUAUUUUGUACUGCCAACGCUGCGGGCAUUCCCUUUCGUCAUGCAAUUGCAUUCUGCGGUCGGUCAUGGUCGUGAUGGUCGUCAGGAAAAUUUAUUAACAAAUGUCGCGCUUAAACAUAUAGUCUCGAAUAACCAAGUAAGCACGAAAUUCCUGUAAAAAAGCGCCACGUUAACAUUUAGGAAUAAAUAAAUAGUAAUAUUUACAUAUUUAUUCCUUAAUAUUACAUAUUUAUUCUUGUGUGAUUUUUUACAUACUUAUGUUUUUUUAGCAAAUUUGGUUUUUAAUUAAUUCUUGUUACUUGCCCUUGGUUAAAACAUUUUCUUUUAAAUAUUGCAUGCUUACCUAUUUUAUUGCGUUUAGAAUUAUAUGGUAUUUGAGAUGCGUCCAGAUUAAGCAAUCGCGCACGCAUGUUUGCUGUAUGUUGCCCGUUGCAAAGAUGCAAGAGAAUUAUAUUAUACAUUAUCUAAUUAGACGCGCGAUGUCUAAUUACUCGUCGUGCGGUGCAAUCGCUAGGUCUGGACGCAUUUUUUAAGUUUAUUCAAGAACAAUAAAGUCACUAUAACGUCGCUUACAAACCGAGCUAGCUUUUUAAGGUAAAAUGCUUUUAGGAUAAUAAAAAAAAUUUAGGAUAUUAAGUAAGUAUUUAAAAUCGAACUUUGUGGGUGUUCGAAGUUGCUGUACUGCGGUUGGCUCUUCUUAAAAGUUUGCCACCAAUGCUUUCAGUCUAAGCUAAAUAAAAUGUAUGGUUCUGCUCUCGCAAGUAGUUAUGACCGCAUGCAGCCAGUUUGCUGCUAUUAAGCUGCUUAAAUUUUCCGCCUACAGUAAAACAAAGAAAGUGAUGAUUGCCUAUUAGGAGGUUCGGGAUUCGUAGGGAACAAGAUCGGAAUCUUAUACGGAGCUCGGGAUUCACCGAACUUAAAUAUAAUACAUCAUUCAGUCAUCUUAUUUUAAUUUAUAUGACGAAGCGAAUUAUCAUGAAAAUUACAAUAUUGUACAUAUGAAUCCAAUUUAAAAUAGAUUUUAACGUUUAUAAUAUACUUAGAUGUUUAGAAUGAAAUAAUAUUUUUAGGUGUAAGCAUAUUUUGUAAGUCUUUAUUUUCUGCGCAAAUUCGUAACUAUUAUAUCUAGGACCACCAGCGAAAAACUGAUCUACGCUUGAAUUCGUUUCAGCGAUAUAGAGUGAAAUGCUUUGGCUAUACAAUAAAACAGUUAAGCUGUUGGAAAAUUAAGACAUUUUUCCGCUGAUGGAUUAAUUUAAUGUUAAGAUUUAUCUUUACUGAUACGUCUGCAUAGCGUCCAAAUACACAUGAAUUAAAUUUCUAACAAUAAAGGCACGAUUCCUUCGUCGACCAUGCGGACCGCAGACGGAACAAAAAAUGGUCAAAGUUUGUUGUUGGUCGGCUUGGGAAUGAGCUUGUUCCAACUUACGUGCCCACUGCCCAGCCCGACGAAUAUAAAACACCGCUUGCGCAACACUGCGUGGCAUAUAAUUAGUUUGGACGGGACUUUUAAAGUUGUCUAUGUUAAGUCGAAUCUCCAAUAAAAUUUGCCUUCUGCGGCAUAUCUCCAAUGGUACAUCAACGUCUAAGUACACGCAGAUAGUUGCCAGGGCUUUUUGACACUUGAAUGUACACUGUUUUAUGUGCAACUUGUGCAAGAUGAGCGCGAACGUUUUAUAUUUAUUUUUAAGGUGCUUAUUUUAAAAUUUGUCUGUGUGUGUAUGUACGCAUUAUUUUUAUAAUGACAUUGCAAUAAACAUUUGUGAAUUUGUUAAAA
Messenger RNA from Cydia pomonella (codling moth), 11928 nucleotides. RefSeq lists its product as uncharacterized. The record is from RefSeq and is a predicted model, not a curated record. Gene Ontology annotation, molecular function: metal ion binding. Lineage: Eukaryota; Metazoa; Arthropoda; Insecta; Lepidoptera; Tortricidae. The coding region runs from base 775 to 2184 and encodes 469 amino acids. The transcript has 15 exons.